AUGAGAGGAGGAAUGCAUCCCCGGAGACAACGUGGCAGUAGACUGAUGGCGUUGAGCCAGGUCAGUCUCACACCAGUAGAACAGGCGCACCCACGCGACGGCCAUUUGAUGGAUGCGCCCAUUGAAGAGGUCGAUCCUUACCCAAUACUGGCUCCCAUUAGAACCAGUGGUUUGCCCACCGGUGCACUCCCGGCCACACCCGCUGCCAGACCUAUGCGCACAACAGAUGAAGGCGAAUGGCAACAGUGGGCUCAGACUCAACGGGCAGAUGAGUGGCACUUUCCUACAGCAGCACAUAGCGGUGAAUGGGGUGCACCGCACACACAGUACACACCACAGGCCACUAAUAUGGACGACAUGUAUAUCGGAGAUCUCUCGCGAUUUCCUCAAACUCCUUAUCCCUCGAGUGGGCUCUCAAUGUCUCGGUUCGGCGAAAACGCUGACAGCGCUUCCAGCGAUGAGUUGUCCCCCGUCGCCACCCCUACCCCGAGUAGCGGACAUUCAUCGCGCGGGAGCUCUGUUAUGGGAGCCCAACAAUCACAGCAGUGGCCGGCUAUGGAUCAAACUGUUGGCCAAUCAAGCGGUUUGGCCACCGGUGGCGCGCAAUUCAUACCCGCAAUACCAUUAGCGACGCCCAGGGAUAGACUCGUAUCGGACUUCAGGCGUAUGGGCGCGGGAGAGAUGCCGGAGGGCUCUAUCAGCGGUACUUCAGCCGAAAUCUAUGUCAAUAGUAGUGGCGAAGAGUUGCCAUCAGAUAUGGAAGAAGACAAUCAGAAUAUGGCGUUGAAUGUGAAAACCCAAAUGGAUUUACAAACACUUUGGGACAAAGGCUUUGAAAUAGAUUUUUCACAAACUGGUAAAUUGGGUAGUGGAGUACAGGGAGUGGCGUACCGGGGUGUUUACAAUCAACGGAUUUACGGAUUGAGUACAACGGAAGGCAGUCGUCUGAAGGGUGUUGUCGCCGGCCGGGGAUUUGCGGCCAAAUACGUGCAGUUCACCAUCAAUUUGGGUAAAAAGCGAUACAUUAUUAACAAUAAGGACCCAAACAUCAAACCAAUUGUAUCGUAUGAUCGCAUGUUUUUGGCAAUGGAUUUGGCCGAGUCUAGCCUCUAUGAUUUUGGUCAGGCCGGCAGAAUCACUCAACGCUUGGCCAUUAAGUUUGCACAGGAAAUGUGCGCUGGUAUGAAUUAUAUGCACAGCCAGAGUAUACUUCAUUUGGACCCCACUUACGGCAAUGUACUGGUGUUUAGGGACGACCAAAACGCCGGUGACUUUGUGGCCAAAUGGUCGGACUUCGAUACGGGAGUGUUCCGGUCUCUGUACCAGCGGUGGGGCAUUCGGAUUGAGGACAACGAGUUUGAACACUAUCGCCGGAACGACCUAGAACGCUUGGCACGGCUUAUCAAUGAUAUGGCCUUAUUUGCACCCGUGUUGACCCAAUUGGCCCAUCAAAUCACAAACAACGCCGAUUCGUUGCAACAAAUUGUCGACGAUUUUAACCGUUGGGUUGGAUUGGAAUUCACGCCAAACACUACCGGCGACGGCAGUGUGGGACUCAUAUACCCAUAUUUGCCGGGAAAGACUGACCCAAAACGAGUUCGCCGAUGGGGCGGACGUGUUGUACAAAAGCGGAUCAACGAUAUAAAGGAAUUGUGCGGAAAGUAUGACAUAGCGAUCAAUUGCACGGGUAUUGUGGCAAACAAGUUCUGCGGCGAUAAUAAAGUGCAUCCAAUUCGUGGUCAAAUAUAUCGUAUAUACGCGCCAUGGAUUAAACACGGAGUGAUGGCCGGCGCCCACUAUAUCCUACCGAACAGUGACACAGUUGUGUUGGGCGGCACUAAACAGGCGCACAAUUGGAGCCGAGAA
This is a messenger RNA of Medioppia subpectinata, 1866 nucleotides long. The record is from the annotation of a GenBank genome assembly. Lineage: Eukaryota; Metazoa; Arthropoda; Arachnida; Sarcoptiformes; Oppiidae.